GCAGACCUUCUUUGACACUACCACCAGCUUCUCACUGGCAGCACUGCACUCAGGUCAUCCUGACGCUUCUGGAUUUGGAUUUGAAGGUAUGAGGGUGUGACAGCUGUCGGUCAGACGAACACAGACACCAUCAGCAUCUGUCAGUGUCUGCAGGUGAAGGUAGAAAGUCUCUCUGACCUCAUCUGGACGGGACUUUAACAGGUAAAAUUACUGCCUGACUUUAACAGGGAGACACGAUGACGGCAAAGGACCUUUUGAAGACUCUGGAGGAUUUAAGUGAUGAAGAAUUCACAAAGUUCAAAUGGUAUCUAAAGCAGCCUGACAUCCUGGAAGAAUGGAAGGGAACCAUCAAAGUGUUUAAGCUGAAAAAGGCAGAAAGGCAGGACACUGUGGAUCUAAUGGUGAACGCCUAUAAUCUUCAUGGAGCUCUGAAGGUGACCAAGAAGGUCUUAGAGGAAAUACCCAGGAACGACCUGCUGCAGAAACUGCCAAAAACCAGCUCAGGACCAGAAGGAAAUCCCGAUGCAGAUUGUCAGCGUGAACUUAAAUCUAAGUUGGAGAAGAAGUUCCAGUGUGUGUUUGAGGGGAUUGCUAAAGCAGGAAACCCAACCCUUCUGAACCAGAUCUACACAGAGCUCUACAUCACAGAGGGAGGGACUGCAGAGGUCAAUUAUGAACAUGAGGUCAGACAGAUUGAAACAGCAUCCAGGAAACCAGACAGACCAGAAACAACCAUCAGACAAGAAGACAUCUUUAAAGCCUCACCUGGAAGAGAUGAACCAAUCAGAACAGUGAUGACAAAGGGAGUGGCUGGCAUUGGGAAAACAGUCUUAACACAGAAGUUCACUCUGGACUGGGCUGAAGACAAAGCCAACCAGGACAUACAGUUCACAUUUCCAUUCACUUUCAGAGAGCUGAAUGUGCUGAAAGAGGAAAAGUACAGCUUGGUGGAACUUGUUCAUCACUUCUUUCCUGAAACAAAAGAAGCAGGAAUCUACAACUUUGAAGAGUUCCAGGUUGUGUUCAUCUUUGACGGUCUGGAUGAGUGUCGACUUCCUCUGGACUUCCACAACAAUGAGGUCCUGACUGAUGUUACAGAGUCCACCUCAGUGGAUGUGCUGCUGACAAACCUCAUCAGGGGGAAGCUGCUUCCCUCCGCUCGCCUCUGGAUAACCACACGACCUGCAGUAGCCAAUCAGAUCCCUUCUGAGUUUGUUGACAUGGUGACAGAGAUCAGAGGGUUCACUGACCCACAGAAGGAGGAGUACUUCAGGAAGAGGUUCAGAGAUGAGGAGCAGGCCAGCAGAAUCAUCUCCCACAUCAAGACAUCACGAAGCCUCCACAUCAUGUGCCACAUCCCAGUCUUCUGCUGGAUCACUGCUACAGUUCUGGAGGAGGUGUUGAAGACCAGAGAGGGAGGAGAGCUGCCCAAGACCCUGACUGAGAUGUACAUCCACUUCCUGGUGGUUCAGACAAAAGUGAAGAACGUCAAGUAUGAUGGAGGCUCUGAGACAGAUCCACACUGGAGUCCAGAGAGCAGGAAGAUGAUUGAGUCUCUGGGAAAACUGGCUUUUGAGCAGCUGCAGAAAGGCAACCUGAUCUUCUAUGAAUCAGACCUGACAGAGUGUGGCAUCGAUAUCAGAGCAGCCUCAGUGUACUCAGGAGUGUUCACACAGAUC
Molecule: messenger RNA, 1679 nt
Organism: Micropterus dolomieu (smallmouth bass)
Lineage: Eukaryota; Metazoa; Chordata; Actinopteri; Centrarchiformes; Centrarchidae
Product: NLR family CARD domain-containing protein 3-like
Exons: 3
Source: RefSeq, a predicted model, not a curated record